GUUUCCUUUUACAACCACCGCCCGCACACUCCCAUCCCACACACCCAAUUACAUUUCCAUCCGUAGUCAACCACACCAAUCCUCAUCACCAUGGCCUCAUCCAUCCUGCGCUCACGCGCCCUCGCUGCCUCGCUCAGAGCCCCCGCCCUCGCCCCGCGCACGUACGCGACGAUCCCCAACCCCACACAGCCCACCGACUCGCCCGAGCCGUCCGACGUGCCGACCCCCAAGGGCUCCGGCUCGACCUUCUGGCUGCUCGUGGGCGGCACCGCCGCCGCCGUCGGCGGCUGGUACUACAUGCGCGAGGGCCAGCCCGACAUCCACGCGAAGCGCAAGGCAGACCAGGAGGAGGCGCUCGCGAAGGCGCGCGAGCUCACCGCCGCGGGCAAGCGCACCGUGCAGGACACCGUCCGCGAGGGCGAGAAGGGGUACGAUCAGCUGAAGGCCUCGGGGACGGAGAAGGUCAAUGAGGCGCGCGCGAAGACGAACGACUACGUGAACGGCGCGCGGAGCACGGUCGAGAGGCAGUACGACGCGGCCAUGACGUCCGUCGGGAACACGUACACCGCCGCCGCACACACGGUGGAGGAGGCCGAGGCGCGCGCGAAGGCGGCUGCCGAGGGCGCGAAGCAGGCGACGCAGAGCUGGGGCGCGUGGCUCGGGAGCUGGUUCGGCUAUGGCAAGAGCAAGGUGGACGAGACGAAGCGCGAGGCCGCCGCGCAGGUGGCAUCGGGCGCGAGCAAGGUCGAGAAGGAGGCGGAGAAGCGAGCAUGAGGCGGAGCUGCACUGUGUAUGAUGGACUUGAGAAGGAUCGCGACGUUGUACAACAGCCUACACCCGGUUUGUGACCCGCACAUAUGUACUUCAGCGGAGCGUCCUGCGAAUCGGGCGUGUAUUGUCAUCGAUAUUCUCAAAAUAUGUUGUAGCC
Postia placenta MAD-698-R-SB12 is the source of this 928-nucleotide messenger RNA. RefSeq lists its product as hypothetical. The transcript has 2 exons. NCBI's taxonomy places the organism in Eukaryota, Fungi, Basidiomycota, Agaricomycetes, Polyporales, Adustoporiaceae. The record is from RefSeq and is a predicted model, not a curated record. Bases 91 to 774 code for a protein of 227 amino acids.